Hibiscus syriacus is the source of this 649-nucleotide messenger RNA. Its product is annotated as auxin-responsive protein SAUR50-like. Gene Ontology annotation, biological process: response to auxin. NCBI's taxonomy places the organism in Eukaryota, Viridiplantae, Streptophyta, Magnoliopsida, Malvales, Malvaceae. The coding region runs from base 117 to 413 and encodes 98 amino acids. The transcript has a single exon. The record is from RefSeq and is a predicted model, not a curated record.
AUUCUCUCUUUAAUUUCCCAUAUAAAUACCCUCUAUUCCUUAAUCCUUCCCCACACCAACUUUUUUUCCCAAUUCUCCAAGUAGUUCAAAGCUCGAUCGAGUGAUUGAAAACAACUAUGGCGAUCAAGAAAUCGAACAGAUUUCCUCAAACGGAAGCUAUCAAACAGAUUCUGAAAAGAUGCUCGAGUUUUGGGAAGAAACAAGGCUAUGAUGAUGUACCCAAAGGGCAUUUCGUUGUUUAUGUUGGAGAAAACAGAAGCAGAUACAUAGUUCCGAUAUCAUGGUUGACUCACCCCGAGUUCCAGAACUUGCUUCAAAGAGCUGAAGAAGAGUUCGGGUUUAACCACGACAUGGGGCUUACGAUUCCUUGUGAAGAAGUCAUUUUUCGAUCUCUAACAGCCAUGAUCAGAUGAAAGAAGAAUAAAGCUUUUGCUUCGUUGGUUGCAGUCAUAUAUUAUACCCUCAUGCAUGCACAUGAGUGGUUUUUCUGACCAAUUGACAUUUAGUUUUGCAGUUUAAACUGUAUAUUGUGCAUGUACUUGGCUUUUUCCCUAAUGUGGCACAUAUCCCAUUUCCACGUGCUCUUGAGAGUGUCUUUGAAAUUGUAAUGAAAACAUUUCAUGAGAAAAUCCAUGUUUUUUUUCUUUCA